CGGAUCGGCGAGGGAUUGUUAGCCAAGAUGGCGGUGGCGGCUUCCGCGGCGAGGGUCUGGGGGUCAAGUCGAGGCUUGGGCCGGGUUGGCCUCCUCCUUCUGCGGCGGUCAGGGGCUCGUGGGCUGGCUAGAUCACAUCCCCAGAGGCAGCAGCAGCACUUCUCGUCCCUGGAUGACAAGCCCCAGUUCCCAGGGGCCUCAGCGGAGUUUAUAGACAAGCUAGAGUUCAUCCAGCCCAAUGUCAUCUCUGGGAUCCCCAUCUACCGCGUCAUGGACCGGCAGGGCCAGAUCAUCAACCCCAGCGAGGAUCCCCACCUGCCCCAGGAGAAGGUGCUCAAGUUCUACAAGACCAUGACGCUGCUCAACACCAUGGACCGCAUCCUCUAUGAGUCCCAGAGACAGGGCCGGAUAUCCUUCUACAUGACCAACUACGGUGAGGAGGGGACGCACGUGGGGAGUGCAGCAGCCCUGGACAGCACGGACCUGGUGUUUGGCCAGUACCGGGAGGCAGGUGUGCUCAUGUACCGGAACUACCCCCUGGAACUGUUCAUGGCCCAAUGCUACGGCAACGUGAGCGACCUGGGCAAGGGGCGCCAGAUGCCCGUCCACUAUGGCUGCAGGGAGCGCCAUUUCGUCACCAUCUCCUCUCCACUGGCCACGCAGAUCCCUCAGGCGGUGGGGGCAGCCUACGCGGCCAAGCGGGCCAACGCCAACAGGGUCAUCAUCUGUUACUUCGGAGAGGGCGCGGCCAGUGAGGGGGACGCCCACGCCGGCUUCAACUUCGCAGCCACCCUCGAGUGCCCCAUCAUCUUCUUCUGCCGGAACAACGGCUAUGCCAUCUCCACGCCCACCUCCGAGCAGUACCGCGGGGAUGGCAUCGCGGCUCGAGGCCCCGGAUAUGGCAUCCUGUCCAUCCGCGUGGACGGCAAUGAUGUGUUUGCUGUGUACAACGCCACCAAGGAGGCCCGGCGGCGGGCCGUGGCGGAGAACCAGCCCUUCCUCAUUGAGGCCAUGACCUACAGGAUCGGGCACCACAGCACCAGUGACGACAGCUCAGCGUACCGCUCAGUGGAUGAGGUCAAUUACUGGGACAAGCAGGACCACCCCAUCUCCCGGCUGAGGCACUACCUGCAGAGCUGUGGCUGGUGGGACGACGAGCAGGAGAAGGCCUGGAGGAAGCAGUCCCGCAAGAAGGUGAUGGAGGCCUUUGAGCAGGCCGAGCGGAAGCUGAAGCCCAGCCCCAGCCUGCUCUUCUCAGAUGUGUAUCAGGAGAUGCCUACCCAGCUCCGCAAGCAACAGGAGUCUUUGGCCCGUCACCUCCAGACCUAUGGGGAACACUACCCCCUGGAUCACUUCGAGAAGUGA
Molecule: messenger RNA, 1365 nt
Organism: Lipotes vexillifer (Yangtze River dolphin)
Lineage: Eukaryota; Metazoa; Chordata; Mammalia; Artiodactyla; Lipotidae
Gene: BCKDHA
Product: branched chain keto acid dehydrogenase E1 subunit alpha
Exons: 9
Coding region: 28-1365 (445 amino acids)
Biological process (GO): branched-chain amino acid catabolic process
Cellular component (GO): oxoglutarate dehydrogenase complex
Molecular function (GO): oxidoreductase activity, acting on the aldehyde or oxo group of donors, disulfide as acceptor
Source: RefSeq, a predicted model, not a curated record